GAAGAUGCCGCUGCAGCUGCUGAGGGUGUCGGUCCAUGAGCGGAUCAGCGCCGCUGCUGCAGACUUUCUGCUGCUGCUGGAAAAAGGCAGAGAAGCGGCUGAGAUCCCGGAGCUGAGAGCGCUGCUCACCGAGCGGCUGACGGCGGCCGCGGAGGAGAUUGUCGGCCUGUUGGAGAAAACCGUGGCGGAGUACGAAGACAAAGCUGAGCGGGCAGAGCAAGAGAUGUGCCGCCAGAGGAAGCUGCUCAACAUCCUGCUGAAGCCCCAAGUCAGGCUGCACAGAGCAGUGAUGCCUCAGCAGCUGCUGGUGUGUAAAGAGGAGGCUCCCCCUGAGCAGCAGGAGCAGACCCCCAGCCUGGACCAGGAGGAGCCAGAGCCCCCGCCCAUUAAAGAGGAACAGGAGGAGCUGUGGACCAAUCAGGAGGCAGAUCUCACCACGUUCCCCUUCACUGCUGUGAAGAGUGAGGAUGACGAAGAGGAAGCUCCGCCCUCACAGCUUCAUCACAGCAGCUCCACUGAACAGAUGGAAGCAGCCAGGAGGUCAGAUCCAGCUGCUGGUGUGGAGACGUCCGACUCCUCUGAACCUGAGACUGAAGACAGUGAGGACGACUGGAGAGCGAGCAGAGAGCCUCAGGCGGCUCCAGAGUCCCAGGACAGACUCCUCAGUGAGGACACAGCUGACACCCCCCACAGAGUCCACUCAGAGAGCAGACAGGUGACCUGCUCACUUUGUGGCAGGUGUUUCAGCGGGAGCUCUCGGCUGGACAGACACAUGAGGAUCCACACGGGGGACAGACCCUUCAGCUGCUCUGUGUGCAGCAAACGCUUCAACCAGCAGGAGCACCUGAGCCGACACAUGGUGACGCACAGCGGGGAGAAGCCGCACGGCUGCAGCGAGUGUGGAAAAGGAUUCACACAGGUGAACGAUCUGAAGGUCCACAUGAGACGUCACACCGGAGAGAAACCCUACAGCUGCAGCGCCUGUGGGACGAGCUUUCACCGCCGGGACUGGCUCAGGAGACACCGGUGUGGCGGCGAGCCGACAGAGGGGAAACCUCACGGCUGCGGCGCGAGCGGCGGGACGGACGCAGCCGUCCACGGCGGGGAGAAAGCGUUCAGCUGCAGCGUGUGCUGGAAGAGAUUCUGCAGCAAGAGAGACACGCUGAGACACAUGAGGACGCACACGGGGGACAAACCCUUCAGCUGCUGCGUCUGCAGCAACACUUUCAGACAGAAGUCACACUUGUCCUUACACAUGAGGACGCACACCGGGGAGAAACCCUACAGCUGCAGCGCCUGUGGGCGGAGCUUCAACCGGCAGGGACACCUCAGAGGACACAAGUGUGCCGGCAAGAGACGGACCGGAGAAACGCCAUGACGUCCAGCGGUUUAGCGGCCUGCCGGUGUGUGUGUGUGUGUGUGUGUGUGUGUGUGUGUGUUUUCACAUUCAUAACAGCUUUUCUGAAUUUGGUUUGUAUUGAAUAAGUCUGAUUGAAUGAUUGUGAUGCUACAUAUCAAAAACACAUUUAAAUUGUCUGAGCUGCAAUAAUCUUUAUUGUUCACAUUUAAUAUUUCCACUGAGGGUAAAUGUGCUUUUUGUGAAAACUUUUCUAAAGAAAUGAAUUUGACUUGUCCCUCAGAGGCUUCCAGAGCACCAGCCUCCACGUCACUUUGUGCCUUGAAACUUUAACACACAUCUGAUCCUGAUUAGCCCUGAAUUAUCAAUUAGUUUUACUCUUAUUUCAUAAAUAAAUGAAUACAGAAAUCUUGGUUAAUUUUCUGGUAAUAUUUUUUUUUUUUUUUUUUUUUAACUGAUAAAUUUUUUGUGCUGAUUUCCUCACAGCCUUUUCUCCAUGUUUUUGAGAGCUCGGGUUUCACAGGUUUAAUAUUUUGUGCAGCAGAAGGCAGCAGCUGUAGGGAGGAGAAACAUUACUGAGCCGGAGGAGUGGGGGUAAUAUUCCACAAAAAAAAAAAACUCAGAUAUUCUCUAAGAUUAAACUCACAAAGUUAUGAGAAAACCUCAGAUAUUCUGAGAAUAAAGUCAUGAAUUUCUAAGAAAAAAACUCAUAUUGUCUGAAACUAAAUUCACAAAUUCAUAAGAAAAAAAAAA
Molecule: messenger RNA, 2110 nt
Organism: Myripristis murdjan (pinecone soldierfish)
Lineage: Eukaryota; Metazoa; Chordata; Actinopteri; Holocentriformes; Holocentridae
Product: zinc finger protein 436-like
Exons: 2
Coding region: 5-1378 (457 amino acids)
Biological process (GO): negative regulation of transcription by RNA polymerase II; regulation of cytokine production; regulation of immune system process
Cellular component (GO): nucleoplasm
Molecular function (GO): DNA-binding transcription repressor activity, RNA polymerase II-specific; RNA polymerase II cis-regulatory region sequence-specific DNA binding
Source: RefSeq, a predicted model, not a curated record